AUGCCGGGCAGGAUCCCCCUCACGGCCCGCAGCGAGAUGGCGGGCGGGGCCGCCGCGCCAAGGGAGCCGCCGGAGCGCGAUGGGUCCGGCCGGGCUGCGCGGACUUCUAGCAGGAGUCCCUGUUGCUUUGGGAAGCACAAUGACCAUCUCAGAGCUCUGUUUGGAGGAGAGGGUGUAGAAAGUCUGCUGCCACUGCACUCUCUGGAGCCUUCCCUCAGCUGGAGAAGCACAGAGGCCAUAAACCUGUGGUGGUCGGGUCCAGCAGCUGGGAAGCAGCAGGUAAAAAUGGUGCAGAAAUACCAGUCCCCAGUUCGAGUCUACAAAUACCCAUUUGAACUCGUCAUGGCAGCCUACGAGAAGCGCUUUCCUACCUGCCCAGAGAUCCCAGUGUUCCUGGGCAGGGACAAAUCGGAAAUGGAAAGCAGCGGUAUGGAGGCCUACACGACGGGUUGCAGAAGCUAUGAAGGAGAAGGAGGGUCUAGGACAAUUCGCUGA
Oenanthe melanoleuca is the source of this 495-nucleotide messenger RNA. It is a transcript of the gene SEC14L5, whose product is annotated as SEC14 like lipid binding 5. The transcript is spliced from 7 exons. The record is from RefSeq and is a predicted model, not a curated record. Lineage: Eukaryota; Metazoa; Chordata; Aves; Passeriformes; Muscicapidae. The coding region runs from base 1 to 495 and encodes 164 amino acids.